AGCUGUUACGAAAUACGCAAUAGAGGUAUUAUGACGUAGUAGAUAAACUAUUACGCAACGAUAACACCAAGGUCAAUAUCGGUGUUUUUUUAACUCGACAGAACAGAAACAGAUAUUUGGUAGCGAAUUUGUUUAACCCUCUUGUACGUUCUACGACUAAAGCUUUUUGUUAAGCUACGUAGUUGAUUUUGUUUCUCAUUCUACUAGACUAUUGUCGUAUUUCUGUUCUCAUUUGAGGCCGGUGUAUGUCUUUAUAAUUGCCCUUUUGUUUUUUUAUUUGUAUUGGGCUAUUAAAGUAUUUUUGCCUGGAAUGAUUGAUUGUCUAUUCUAGAGUGUAGUGAUAGAGAGCACAGUACACUGAUCUGUGGCACACGGGAAAAUAAAGUGGUCAGAUAACUUUUAGAACGACACAAUCUGAUGACUACUACGCAUUUUUGUUUUUUACUUAUAGUGUAUUAUUUAAUCAAGUGAGUUCUGUUUUUGUCUAUUUUUCUUUUUCUACUGUUUUGCUACUUGUGAGGUAAUGCCAUUUUUUUGUUGAAUGAAAUACUAUAUUCAGGUCGAAGUAAACGGUGAGAUGCGAGUGCUAUUGAUUUUUAGAUGUUCUUUUUUUUUUGCAUGUACUUUUUUGUUUAGUCCAUCAAAAAAUAACAACAGUGAGUUUAUGUUUCUUUUUUUUAUCAUUUUUCAAAAAUAAAAGAUAAACACUAAAGUUCAUUCCUCUCGCAAAAAUAACAUGAAAAUGCGAAUCUUUUAUGUAUUGUAGUGUCAGUGUCUAACGUGCGCUUUUAAAAUUUUAGACAUUAAAAUUGUUCUGCAUGAUGAAUGGUAACGAUGGUCAAGGUGGAGAUCCACAAAUCGAUUCAACAAUUUUAAAUAGUUUCAUUGAUCUUCAUCGUUCUCAACUGGAACUAUCGAAUAUACCUGAACACUAUUGGCCGAAUAUUUAUCAUAAAUUAUACAAUGAGAUAUUUGAUGUUGGAGAAUAUUUUCAAAUUGUUGAAUUACAAGAUGAUGAAGAUAAAACAGUUGGACGAGAAUUACGAGUAAAAGAUGAACAUACAAUAUUGAACAAAGAUGAUCCAUACAUGAUAUUUGUUAUUGAUCAUGCUUACACGUAUCGGCUUGAUCAAAUUCAAAAACAACUCUAUCAGUUACCACAAUUAGUUGAUCGAUUAUGUCGAAUGAUGUUCAUUGACAUUGAUGAGGAACAUGAGAAAAAAAUUGAAAAAAUUAUUGAAGAAAUGUGGAAAUUGAAUCAUACCUAUACGUUUACAACUGCUGGAACAAUGAAUAUUGGUAAGGUAUCUGUUAAUAAUCAAACUCAAUAUGAUGGUGAACUGUUUAUUGAACCUUGUCAAAUAUGUAUCGAACGACGUCAACAUUUUACUCAAACAAUUGAACAAGAAACACAAUAUGUAAAAUUCACCUCUUCUUGUCUCGUUCAAACCGAUGACAUAGAAAUUCGAGAAUCUCCAUCCAGUUCAGCUGAAAUUCAAUGUACAUUAUACAAAGACGAUGUCGAAAAAAUGAUUGAACAAUACUGUCAAACAUCUCAGGUAGCAGAAGCAUUGAUCAAAUUUUUAUUACAACUAUCGGCAUCUCUUACAGAGAGAAGCAGUUGUCUUCAUUGA
This is a messenger RNA of Didymodactylos carnosus, 1634 nucleotides long. The record is from the annotation of a GenBank genome assembly. NCBI's taxonomy places the organism in Eukaryota, Metazoa, Rotifera, Eurotatoria, Philodinida, Philodinidae.